AUGACCACUGGAAAAGCUGAAAUCGAUGCUGCUGUUGCCAAAGCCACUCAAGCCUUUCAUGCAUGGCGCAAUGUAUCCGUUGCUGAACGCGUCGCCAUCCUCAACAAGUUUUGCAAGGUGUUUGAACAAAAAAAGGACAAGGUGACAGAGACCAUCGUGACUGAAAUGGGUCGACCCGUGCGUUAUGGCAAUGGAGAAGUGAAUGGCGUAUUGGAGCGUGCAGGCUACAUGAUCUCUGUGGCAGAAGAAAGCCUUGCCGAUGAAUGUAUCGAGAAUGGUCCAAAGAUUCAACGCUUCCUCAGAAAGGUACCGCUUGGCCCUGUGUUCAUCAUUGCUGCUUGGAAUUAUCCAUACAUGACCAUGGUCAACACGGUGGUGCCAGCACUCUUGGCGGGCAACUCGGUCUUGUUGAAACAAUCCCCCUUAACGCCAAAGUGUGCUGAUCUAUUCGUUGAGACGUUUCACGAAGCCGGCGUUCCGAAGGAUGUGAUACAAGCUGUUCACGUUGAUGAUAGUGGUGCUGAUUACCUGGUGCGUCAUCCAAACAUCGAAUACGUCAGCUUUACGGGCAGCGUGGCGGUUGGCAAAAAGAUCAGGAAGGCUAUUGGUGAUGAAGAACGGUUGAUUGGACUUGGCAUGGAAUUGGGUGGCAAAGAUCCAGCCUAUGUACUCCCUGAUGUGGAUCUCGAUUAUGCUGUUGAAAAUGUGGUCGAUGGUGCAUUCUUCAAUUCUGGCCAGUGCUGCUGUUCCAUUGAGCGAUGCUAUGUCCAUGCUGAUAUUUACGAUGCUUUUGUGGAAAAGGCAGUGGCUUUAACCAAGAAAUAUGUCUUGGGUGAUCCCAAACAUCCUGACACAACCUUGGGUCCUAUGGCACAUGAGCGAUUUGCCGACAAAGUCCGUGAGCAUCUUGCAGAAGCAGCUGGCAAAGGCGCUAAGCUUCUGAUUGAUACGGACCAAGUAUUUCCACAAGACAAGCCUGGAUCAAACUUUGUUGGGCCCCAAGUUGUCGUUGAUGUUAAUCACAGCAUGAAGAUCAUGCAAGAAGAGACAUUUGGUCCUGUGCUUGCAAUCAUGCCUGUCAAAUCAGAUGAAGAAGCCAUUACCCUGAUGAAUGACUCAAAGUAUGGUCUCACUGCCAGCAUUUGGACCAAUGAUGUGGAUCGAGCUAUAGCCAUUGGUGAUCAAAUCGAGUGUGGUACAUGGUUCAUGAAUCGCUGUGAUUAUGUGGAUCCAGCUCUGGCUUGGGUUGGUGCAAAGGAUAGUGGACUUGGAUUUUCCAUGAGCAAACACGGAUUCGAUCAAUUUGUCAGACCAAAGUCGUUCCAUCUCAGAAAGCAGUAUUAA
Messenger RNA from Lichtheimia ornata, 1344 nucleotides. RefSeq lists its product as uncharacterized. Gene Ontology annotation, molecular function: aldehyde dehydrogenase (NAD+) activity. The record is from RefSeq and is a predicted model, not a curated record. Lineage: Eukaryota; Fungi; Mucoromycota; Mucoromycetes; Mucorales; Lichtheimiaceae. The transcript has 7 exons. The coding region runs from base 1 to 1344 and encodes 447 amino acids.